Molecule: messenger RNA, 2556 nt
Organism: Acanthopagrus latus (yellowfin seabream)
Lineage: Eukaryota; Metazoa; Chordata; Actinopteri; Spariformes; Sparidae
Gene: poldip2
Product: polymerase (DNA-directed), delta interacting protein 2
Exons: 11
Coding region: 45-1178 (377 amino acids)
Biological process (GO): error-free translesion synthesis
Cellular component (GO): mitochondrial nucleoid; nucleus
Molecular function (GO): DNA binding
Source: RefSeq, a predicted model, not a curated record
CCCGUUGUAAAUGCGUGUGCGUAAAGUCCGUCAGGCCUGGAAAGAUGGCGGCGUGCGCGUUACGCCGAGGUUUAUUGAGCACUGUCAGUAAAUACAACAAGAAACCCACACAGAGAUUACUGAGUGUCCUUGACAGCAGCAGCGUGUUCGAGGUGAACAGACCGCGGUUACAAUGCCGAGCUUGUGGACUAGCCAGCGGUGUUCAGCAGCGGAGGUUCAUGUCGUCACGGAACAGGCCUGAGGGGAAGAUUUUGGAGACAGUUGGAGUGUUUGAGGCUGUGAAGCAGCAUGGCAAAUAUGAAACAGGACAGCUUUUUCUCCACAGUGUGUUUGGCUAUAGAGGCAUCGUCUUGUUUCCCUGGCACGCUCGACUGUAUGACAGAGACAUCACCCCUCCCAUGUCUGACAGCAAACCUGAGCCCCCAGGAGCCCACGGUUCCAAGGAGGUGAAGGGGAAGACCCACACCUACUACCAAGUCCUGAUUGACACCAGGGACUGCCCUCACAUAUCUCAGAGGUCCCAAACGGAGGCAGUGACGUUUCUGGCCAACCAUGACGACAGCAGAGCGCUGUACGCCAUCCCAGGUCUGGAUUAUGUGAGCCAUGAAGACAUCCUGCCCUAUAACUCGACAGAGCAGGCACCCAUCCAGCACGAGCUGUUUGAGCGCUUCCUCAUGUACAACCCUGCUAAAUCUCCUCCAUUCACACCCAGAGAUACUCUGAAGGCAUGGCAGGAGAAGAACCACCCCUGGCUGGAGCUGUCAGACGUCCACAGAGAGACCACUGAGAACAUCCGCGUCACCGUUAUCCCCUUCUACAUGGGCAUGAGGGAGGCCCAGAACUCCCAUGUUUACUGGUGGCGAUACUGUAUCCGUCUGGAGAACAUGGGCAGCGAGGUGGUUCAACUGAGAGAGAGACACUGGAGGAUCUUCAGCCUGUCAGGAACCCUGGAGACAGUCCGAGGACGAGGAGUUGUCGGCAGGGAGCCAGUGUUGUCAAAAGAACAGCCAGCCUUUCAGUACAGCAGCCAUGUGUCUCUACAAGCCCCCAGUGGUCAUAUGUGGGGGACGUUCCGUAUUGAAAGGACUGACGGCUCCCACUUCGAUGUCCGCAUUCCUCCUUUCUCCCUGGAGAGCAACAAAGACGACAAAGCACCCCCCGCUGGCUACACAUUCUAACUGCGAGUAGUCCCACCUGUGCUGUCCUGAUCACACCGUCAAGUCCUGGUCCUGUCUGGGUGUCUAGAAUUGUCCUCCCCCUGUAACACUGACUUAGCCUUCAGCAUAAGAUUUAAGAAGUUAUGCAAAGGGAAAAUAUUACAUUUUUGAGAUCAUCCAAUAUAGGCCCCUUUUCCAUUUUCCUGCCAGAGUGCACUCAACAGCAGCAUGUCUAUGAUUAAAUCAUUUGGGUAGAAACUGAUCGGCUGUCCUGUGCAUCUUCACUCCAUGGUGUACUUACAGAGGCAUGUGCGUUCUAGUGGAAGUGCACUGGAAGGAAAUUGGUAGGCGAGUCAAUGUUGCCUAGCUGAGCUGGACUUGUUGUGCAUCCAGUAGGUUGAAAUGUUGUUUAGGUUGUUUUAUAGUGUGAGUUUCCCUGCAGAGAACUUCAUACUUGGGCCUCAGUUGGAUACUUCCAUCUGCUAGUAAGCCAUCACUUCUACUACAUGUUACAAAUGCAUCCUUCCUUGAUUAUAGUCUUGUUUGAAUUAAUGAAAACAUGACACAUGACUUUUAUCCUGGAACUUAUUUUACUGUCAUGUUUUUUUUUUCUUAUUCUUAUGCUACCUAUGUCACACUUGUGGGGGAGAGGGGAAUCAGACUGACUUCUAGGCUGGUUGAAGUACAGUAAUAGUGCAGUAUUUAUGUUUUAUUGUUUUACAACAUUGAAGAUCAGUGGAUGGCAUUAGGGUCCUUUGAAACCCAACUGAAAAGAAAGACUCUUUAAUGUGAAAACGAAAUCUCUAAAAGUGAGGAACAGUGAUUUUUAUAUUUAGCUCCUUCGUGUCCUUAUUUAUUAGUUGCUCUUUGGCUGCAUUUAUAGCCUUCUACAGUAUUUCUGAGGAGGUCUCCAUCAGCUUUGUACAUCUGGACCCUAGAAAUUCAUUCAUUCAUUUUAGUGUAAAACCGCUCCACCUAUCAGGGUGCAGUUUUCCUGCUAACCUAUCCACUUCCUGCUACAGACAGGUGUCCCCAUAGCAUGAUGCUGCCACCACCAGGCUUCAAGCCAAGACCACAUAAUUUAGCAUGAUGUAGGGAUGUAUGGUGGGUGUUUGUUUUGUCUUCCUGAUGCCAUUAACACCAGGAUAGGCAGAAAGCAGCUGUCGAGCCCUCUAGAUACAGACGUAUUCCACCCUGAAAAAGUUGUUACUCCUUGCCUAAAAACUGAUCUCUAUUCAAGUGAUAGUGCUGCUUAUAAAAACUGUUAAAACUGCCCCAGUUAUAUUUUAGGUGUGACAUUUUGAAGGGAGUGAACACUUAUACCAUUAUUUUGUAUAAUUUAUAAAAUGUAUACUUAAUAAAAGUUUUGAUGAGAUCUGGUUCCUCUCUUUGUGAAAAA